Molecule: messenger RNA, 1219 nt
Organism: Cheilinus undulatus (humphead wrasse)
Lineage: Eukaryota; Metazoa; Chordata; Actinopteri; Labriformes; Labridae
Product: interleukin-6 receptor subunit beta-like
Exons: 8
Coding region: 93-1100 (335 amino acids)
Biological process (GO): cytokine-mediated signaling pathway
Cellular component (GO): external side of plasma membrane
Molecular function (GO): protein binding; cytokine receptor activity
Source: RefSeq, a predicted model, not a curated record
AAAGGGUCGAAAUAAAGACUAAAACAUGUAAAUAAAGACGUGUCAAUACAUGCAUACUAGGUCACAGUUGUAACUCAGGUUAAAUUUUCAUCAUGGAGUCACAAACUCUUCUGCUGUUAGCAGCUCUGAUGAUGACGGGACGAGCGGACUUCCAGAACCACGUGAUGACGUUCCCUAAGUCCCCGGCGGUUGUCCAGGUUGGCUCAAACUUAACAGCAACGUGCGUGAUCCUCGACACGGCUGAGGUGACCUCAGAUGACCUCUACUGGAAUCUGUCAGAUACUACAUUACCCAGAGAGCUCUACUCCAGGAUCAAUAGCUCCGCCCUCAGUGUGACCUUCACUGUUACCUCGGAAAAACCUGAGUGGCUCUUCUGUCUGUGCCGCAAACAUUCUCCCUAUGUCGUCCUCAACCAGGGACGUUUCAUACACGGCCUUUACCUGAUCAAAGGAUAUGGCGUGCAGAAGCCUGAGAACUUGACGUGUGUGGCUCUUCAGGAGAAGACAUACAUCUCAGAAACGAUCAGCUGUAACUGGGACGACCGCGGACGUCAGACCAAAGAAGUUCCUACCACGUACACGCUCUACGUAAAAACAGUGUUUGACCAGAUACAUCAAACCCACACACACAGCACCAACGCUCAGGUGGCAUUGGGAAGUUACCCCACUCAGACAACUCUGGAGAUUUGGGUGGAGGCUAAAAACAAGCUGGGGGUGGCGGAGUCAGAACGCCUGAUACAGGACGCCAGCUUUUUUGUGAAGACCAGUCCUCCGUCAGACAUCAUGCUGCUGUCAGAGCCCCGUUUUCCCACCUCUCUACUGUUAAAAUGGACUCCCCCCAUCGAUAGAGUCUAUGUCAGAUUAACCUAUCGCAUCAGAUUCUGUCCCCAAGGAGCGCACGCCUGGAGCUACGUGCCUGAUGAUGACGUGUCCAAAGAGGUUAAGUCGUUCAGACUGCAGGGCUUACAGCCUGACACAGUUUACCUGUCCCAGGUGAGCUGUAAGAACGCUCGACCUGGACACGGACACUGGAGCGAGUGGAGCAACAACGCCACCAUGAGGACCCCAGAGGACCGUAAGUGUGAGAGAACCAGAUCCUGACAUGGACCAGACCCUGAUAGGAACCAGACCCUGACCUGUAGGAGGGUCUGCUCAGUGUUUUUGCAGCCUUAGUUUUUAUCUGUUUCCUGUCUGUCUGGGCUUUAUUGAUUAAAAUGAAA